Messenger RNA from Pantherophis guttatus, 1754 nucleotides. It is a transcript of the gene ITGBL1, whose product is annotated as integrin subunit beta like 1. Lineage: Eukaryota; Metazoa; Chordata; Lepidosauria; Squamata; Colubridae. Gene Ontology annotation, molecular function: integrin binding. Gene Ontology annotation, cellular component: integrin complex; focal adhesion; cell surface. Gene Ontology annotation, biological process: integrin-mediated signaling pathway; cell migration; cell-matrix adhesion. The record is from RefSeq and is a predicted model, not a curated record.
GCACUUGGUGGAGCACAGUGGGGGAAGGAGCUGGUUUUGGCCAGCUCAGAACAUAGCAAGCCGAAUGGGUCUCUGUGUUUGAACUCUCCAGGAGAACUCUUACCGCCGCCCUUGGAUUUAAUCAUGCAUACAAAGGGCUUUCUCGGCUUGGUGCUGCUGCUAUUCGCCUCUUCAGUCUUCAUUUUGUUGCCUGCUAUUCCACAAAGUUCAUCCUUGUCCCCGCGGAGCGGUUUAAAAAGCACCCCAUCUUGCAGACUUUCCCGAUCCGAGUCAGAGCAGCGAUGCCAAAUCCCAGGUGGAAAAAUGUGCAGCGGCAGAGGCCAAUGUGACUGUGGGGUCUGCAUCUGUCAAGUGACUGAGCCAGGCAAAUAUUAUGGGCCAUUAUGUGAAUGUCAUGAAUGGGUAUGUGAAACCUAUGGUGGAGAAAUCUGUGCAGGUCAUGGAAAGUGUGAUUGUGGAAAGUGUAAAUGUGAAGAAGGUUGGUAUGGUGAUGCUUGUCAAUACCCAACUAUCUGCAAUUUUACACGGAGGAAGAGUAAUGAAAUGUGCAAGAAUUCUCAAGACAUCAUUUGUUCAAAUGCAGGUACUUGUCACUGUGGCAGAUGUAAAUGUGACAAUUCAGAAGGAAGUGGAUUGAUCCAUGGUAAAUACUGUGAGUGUGAUGACGGAGAAUGCAUAGAUGAAGAAACAGGGCUGAUGUGUACAGGCCAUGGCAUGUGUUACUGUGGAAACUGUUACUGCGAGGCUGGUUGGCAUGGCGAUAAAUGUGAACUCCAAUGUGACAUCGCCCCCUGGGAGAUCAAGAAGAAGUGUACCUCUCCAAAUGGCAAAAUCUGCAGCAACAGAGGAACCUGUGUAUGUGGAGAAUGCAUAUGUCACGAUGUUGACCCAACUGGAGAUUGGGGCGAUAUUCAUGGAGAUACUUGUGAAUGUGAUGAACGCAACUGCAAGGCAGCCUAUGAUCGAUAUUCCGAUGAUUUCUGUUCAGGUCAUGGCCAGUGUAACUGUGGACGAUGUGACUGUAAGACUGGAUGGACGGGGAAGAAGUGUGAACAUCCAACUUCUUGCCCUAUCUCCCCUGAAGAGAGCCUUAGGAAAUGCCAAGGAGAUUCACACCUUCCAUGUUCUGGCAGAGGAAAAUGUGAUUGUGGCCGGUGUACAUGUUUUCCUCCUGGAGAGUCCAAAAUAUAUGGCAAACUUUGCGAGUGUGAUGAUAGACAGUGUGAAGACAACGAUGGCAAUGUCUGCAAUGAUCAAGGGACCUGUUCCUGUGGUCGUUGCAUUUGUAAGGAUGGAUGGUUUGGAAAAUUGUGUCAACACCCAAGGAAAUGUAACAUGGCCGAAGAUGAGAGCAGAAGUUUCUGUGAAUCAGCCGACGGCAUACUAUGCUCAGGAAAGGGUUCCUGUCACUGUGGAAAAUGCAUCUGUUCUUCCCAAGAAUGGUACAUUUCAGGAGAAUUCUGCGAAUGUGAUGACCGAGAUUGUGACAAAUACGAUGGCCUUAUUUGCACAGGAAAUGGUAUAUGUAACUGUGGAAACUGCGAGUGCUGGGAAGGUUGGACCGGAAAUGCUUGUGAGAUCUGGCUUGGGACUGAAUAUCCCUAACAUUGCCACGAAACACUGAACACUGACAGAUAUGUGGUGUAAAAUGAGGCUGCUAGACUACAUAAAUGUAAGAUGAACACAAUCCAAAAACCCUACCCAUCCUAAUCAAUCAGCUCAGUGAAAUAUUUCUUAAAAUAUAUGAGCACCUC